Molecule: messenger RNA, 1290 nt
Organism: Acyrthosiphon pisum (pea aphid)
Lineage: Eukaryota; Metazoa; Arthropoda; Insecta; Hemiptera; Aphididae
Exons: 6
Coding region: 294-737 (147 amino acids)
Source: RefSeq, a predicted model, not a curated record
GGUAAACCCAAUAUUUUACUUUGUGUAGUGUGAACCCCUUAAACCUUGGUACUAUUUUACCAUAACAAAAUCUUUUAAUAGGUACUUAGUGUUUUAGUAAGUCAAUCAGAAAAUAGUAGCCGACACGGCGAGUUGUGAUUUGUGAACCCACCUAAAGGUCAGUACUAAUUGUGGUUCUAAUUUGUUUUGGCCAUUCGCUACUCGCCAUUUUCCUUGUUGCCCAGUCGGACAUUCAUCACAGCCAGUGCUUGGUAGGUAGUUCAUUAGAGAAAAAACUACAACUAUAAAAUAUAAUGACAUCAGAAAAGGAAACUAAAAAUAUAAAAAAAAAAUUAACAAUUAGACAACAUUUUCCAUCUGAAUCAACAGAGUAUAACCGGCAUAUAGGUCAAUUGCAAAGAGAAACCACGUCUAUCGAUGAAAAUCUUGAGUCAGUGUUUAGGACAAUGUGGAAAACUAAUUUGUUGAUCAAGAAUAUGAUGGACAGUAUUGCAGUCAGUGAAGCAAAACAUGAUUACAAAAAAAGUGGUCAUAUGGAUUCAACUCUUAAAGAUCUUUAUAAAACCAUCUGGAAAAUCAAUUUUUUGAUCAAGAAUAUGAUGAACAGUAUUACAGUUAGUGAAGCAAAAAAUGAUAGCAAAAAGAGUGGUCAUAUGGAUUCAACUCUUAAAGAUCUUUAUAAAAUCAUCUGGAAACUCAACUGUCUAUUAAAUGACCAGUUCCGUUUACAAGCAUGAAUUCAGCACAAGGAUAUUUAAAUAACAAUUUGUCAGUUCAAAACAAAAUCGUUAAAUGGAAACAUUUUUUAUUUAUAAUAACUUAAUAAUUUUAACAAAAUAUACAUGUAUAACAAUUUAAAUGAGUAAUUUAUCAAUUACAAUUAAAGUAAAGUACAAACUAUGUUACAUUAUCUCAAAAUCAUCUCUUAGGUCAUUAUACUCAAGAACAUGAUUCUUGAUACUUUAAAUAUCCACCCAAAUAAAUAUUUCUAGGUAGACUAGGUAAAACUUAAUUUUCUCAUAAAAAAAUGUUGAAUCAGUAUUUCAGAUUCUAAAAUAUUUAGAUAAACUACCAUACAUUUUGGUUAUCUAAGACUUUUAAGAAAUAUACAAUUUUAAUUUUAAUUUAAUUUAACAUAAAUAUUUUAAAAUUAUAUUUUAUAUUAAAUAGAGCAAACACAGUACAAAAAAUAAAUGUCAAAAAGUUCGUGACAUUCCCUUUCCCCCUUAAUCCGAGCUUCAUAACAGACAAAUUUCUAUUUUAAUAUCUAAAAUAUACUUAUAUGAUUCU